Molecule: messenger RNA, 789 nt
Organism: Gryllus bimaculatus (two-spotted cricket)
Lineage: Eukaryota; Metazoa; Arthropoda; Insecta; Orthoptera; Gryllidae
Source: the annotation of a GenBank genome assembly
CAUUUAGAAUCCGUCUACAAUGAUUCUUACUUGCGCCUAUCGGGUUUCCCUGCCCGGCUGUUGGGCGAUGGCGGCGCUACGCCAGCCCGGAUGUCGGGUGACUGGGGCACUUUGCCGCCGGGGCUGUCAGGUGACGGCGGGGCUUCGCCGGCCCGACUGUUGGGUGACGGCGGCGCUAUGUCGACCCGGAUGUCGGGUGACGGCGGCGCUAUGCCGACCCGGAUGUCGGGUGACGGCGGCGCUUUGCCGACCUGGCUGUUGGGUGACGACGGCGCUUCGCCGGCCUGGCUGUCGGGCGAAGGCGGUGCUUUGCCGGCUGUGGUGUCGGGUGACGGCGGCGCUAUGUCGACCCGGAUGUCGGGUGACGGCGGCGCUACCCCGACCCGGUUGUCGGGUGACGGUGGCAUUUUGCCAGCCCGUCUGUCGGGUGAUAGCGGCGCUUUGUCGGCCCUGCUGUCGGGUGAUGGCGGCGCUAUGCCAACCCGGAUGUCGGGUGACGGCGGCGCUUUGCCGGCUUGGCUGUCGGGCGACGGCGGAGCUUUGCCGGCUGUGGUGUCGGGUGACGGCGGCGCUACCCCGACCCGGAUGUCGGGUGAUGGCUGCGCUACGCCGACCCGGAUGUCGGGUGAUGGCGGCACUACGCCGACCAGGGUAUCAGGUGAAGGCGGCGCUUUGCCGUCCCGGCAGUCUGAUGACGGCGGCGCUACGCCGACCAGGGUAUCAGGUGAAGGCGGCGCUUUGCCGUCCCGGCAGUCUGGUGACGGCGGCUCUUUGCCAGCCCGGUUGUCG